Octopus bimaculoides (California two-spot octopus) is the source of this 954-nucleotide messenger RNA. RefSeq names its product GATA zinc finger domain-containing protein 4-like. The record is from RefSeq and is a predicted model, not a curated record. Lineage: Eukaryota; Metazoa; Mollusca; Cephalopoda; Octopoda; Octopodidae.
AUGUGUAGCAAUUAUUCCUCUAUCAAUCUCAUCAUCCUUAAUAAAGCCCUAUGGUUCGCAGAUAAUAAAGAGGGCCUAACCCGCGGUGAAAUUGAUGUUGUCCUAGCGGCAAGAAAAUCUAUCAUCCAGUUUGAUAGCAAACUUUGGAUUCGUCAAGAUGAACCCGAUUGCUUCACUAUCCCUAUGAGAAGUAGCGAUACAGCACAGGUUUCGGAUUUGGUCAGAUUUCAUAUUUUAUCUGAACUAGUAGACCGAUUUCCUUAUAUACGCGGUGGUUUGUAUCAUGAUGACUGUCUCCUUUAUCUACAAAAUACCUCUAAUCAAAAACUUAAACGAAAUUUAGUCAAAUUCUUUAGUAAUUUGGGCCAAAGUAUUUCCUUCGAUGAUGAGAGAAAUAAGGUUAACUUCCUCGAUCUUACUCUAAACUUACAUACGGCCUUGUAUUUCCCACGCCAUAAACCUUCAGCUAACCUGAAAUACAUCAGUAUCUUUAGUAACCGCCAUAUAACAAGAAAUUUGGUUAAAAACAUAUCAGUUAGAAAAUCUAAAUUAUCCGCCAACGAAACCGUUUUCAAUAGUCACACUGAUUUUUAUAACUCCGCUUUAUAUAAGAAACAAAUUAAAUAUUAUAACCAAGUUGGCCAUAACUAUACUAAUAACCACAACAAUAGUAAUAACGAUAUCAACAGUAAUAGACACAAUAACAACAAGAGUACUUAUAUUGUUCCUCCCAUACUCGAUAAUCCAAAUAAUUCACAAUUUCAUCGAAAUAUCCAUAGUCCUUACCUUUGUAAUCCCCAAAAUAAACAAUCAAAGGGAAGUAACUAUGCUUCUAUAACCUUUUUACGCUACCUUAAAAAUAAUACUAAGUUUUUUAAUAAUAAAUCUCGCGAAGAAAAACGCAACCCUAAUAAAAAUAUCGAUAUUUCGAGUUUUUUUUACUCUUGUCAAUGA